UAAUAAGUACCAUUUUAAAUUUAUUCUAAAGUGUACUUCCUUUUCAUAGGGGACCACAUAGCAACAUGCUAAGAAACACUCAGAUCACUUUAGCAACACACAACAUCGCAGCAGCAUCAUGGCGGUGAAAUGUAGUUAUCAUUACAAUUUAUAUAGGUUAUGAUAAUCAAAUUAUGAUGAUUCAUUUUUUAUUUAAAUUAACAAAAUCCAAUCUUUUGAAAAUGUAGAAGAUUCUAAUCCAAAAUUCCACAAUUGUACUUUUAUGUAUGUAUUUAUUUAUUUAUUCCUUAAAUGUUAUUUGUAACUUUACACAUAUGCCAUUGUCAUGAGACAUGAAUGUAAGACUUUAACAUAUUGUACUCACUCUGUGAACUUUUAUGAAAGUGAAAUGAAUGAAAGGUAGUAAGAAACGACGGAGUUCACUUCAAGGAACAAGAAGGCAAUGGAUGAAAAAGAGGACUAGAUGGAUGGGUUGGGGAUGGAGGAGAGCGAGGGCGAGAGAACAGCGAGUCAUUGUGCUGGUACACCAGGCACUGGGAGACACACUCAAGACACAUUAACGCAUUCACACACUGACACAAACGCGCACAUAAGCGCAUGCUUCUGCCCACCGCUACACAGACCCGAGCUGGUAUCCCAGAGGGCAGCACUUCACUCCUGUCCUUGCCUCUGAAUCUUACAACCCAAGUGACAUUCACUCUAGCUGAGCCUCUUCAGAGGUCUGAAUCUGUAGGUUUCACCUCCAUCACAGGUUUAUGGCAUUUCGGGUCAAGCUCUGUAUCCAGAUCGAAGGUAGCCAAAGCAAGAAGUUGGAGGAUUAGCAGAUGAGUGACUGUGGAAGGAGUUAAACUUCAGAGACUUUGUUGUCGUCCAUCAGUCUUUAGGUCCACUUGUCAGUCUACUCUCUUCAUUUAUUGGAACUCACUUUGGAAAGACUUUGUCUUCGCAAUUCUCACUGGCGUUGAAGUCUAUCGAAGGCUUCUGUCUGUGCUAUCCAUUGGACUCUUCCAAGUGAUCAUUCUUGGAAAAGAUUCCCCAUGGCAACUACCGGCAUGCAGCUGUUUGGCCUGGUCCUGUCCAUCAUGGGCUGGGUGGGUGGGUUCCUGGUGUGCACCCUGCCCAUGUGGAGGGUCACCGCCUUCAUCGGAAACAACAUUGUUACGGCGCAGAUCACAUGGGAGGGCCUGUGGAUGAAUUGCAUUUGGCAAAGUACAGGGGAGAUUCAGUGCAAGGUCUAUGACAGCCUGCUGGCUCUUCCUAGUGACAUGAAGGCCGCCCGGGGUCUGACGGUUCUCGCUUUGCUCAUCUGCACCUUGGCGCUCACGCUGGGUGUUCUGGGUGUUAAGUGUACCGAGUGCGUGGGCCUCCCAAGCCUCAAGGCGCGCUUGGCCCGUGUGUCCGGUGUGCUCUUUGUCAUCGCGGGGUUCCUCAUCCUUGUACCUGUCUGCUGGACGGCCCAUUCUAUCAUCAGGGAUUUCUAUGACCCCUAUGUGGCGGCCCCUCACAAGCGUGAGCUUGGCCCCGCACUCUACCUGGGCUGGGGGGGUUCGGCUCUGCUUUUGAUCGGUGGAUCGCUCCUCUACGCAGGGUCCAAUCCCCCUGGGAUUCCCUCUUCUCCUACAUUUAGCAGUGGCGAGAGCAGCCCACGUCGAGCGGGUGGACCAGCCCAGGUCAAGGGUUAUGUUUAAUGGCCAGCAUCGACACACCAGUCCCCAAAAGCCUUCUCUGCUAGAGUUUCCCAUUGUGAUAGAUUCAAGUUAAUUUUAAUCUAUUUUUUAUCAUUCAGAAUAUUUCUGUAGUGUGAUAGAGGUAUGAAUAGAAAUGUGAAAUCAAGUUUCCUUGCCACCUCUAAUGUCCACUUAUAAGUCUGUCUUUCUUUGUGUUUGUCUAUUAUGUUAUUCAAUAAUAAAACCUUAAAUCCUUUAUAGUGUCAUCUCAUGAAUUUUUUGGAGAUCUGUCUGUUUAUUCAGAUUGAUGAUGUCACUCAUGUUACUUAAAGGGAUAGUUCACAAAAAAAUUUA
This is a messenger RNA of Sinocyclocheilus rhinocerous, 2021 nucleotides long. Its product is annotated as claudin-4-like. The record is from RefSeq and is a predicted model, not a curated record. Bases 1038 to 1688 code for a protein of 216 amino acids. Gene Ontology annotation, molecular function: structural molecule activity. Gene Ontology annotation, cellular component: bicellular tight junction; membrane. NCBI's taxonomy places the organism in Eukaryota, Metazoa, Chordata, Actinopteri, Cypriniformes, Cyprinidae. The transcript has 2 exons.